Messenger RNA from Spodoptera frugiperda (fall armyworm), 571 nucleotides. RefSeq lists its product as uncharacterized. The record is from RefSeq and is a predicted model, not a curated record. Lineage: Eukaryota; Metazoa; Arthropoda; Insecta; Lepidoptera; Noctuidae. Bases 233 to 559 code for a protein of 108 amino acids. The transcript has 4 exons.
AAAGUCAAAGUCAAAAUCAUUUAUUUAAAAUAUACCAGGAAGGCACUUUUGAACGUCAAAGCAAAUAUAAUAAUAUUAAUAAAGUCUGUCUGUCGGUCAGUCCUCUAGUUGCUCUAUUUGCUCGUUCCAAAGUGUAGAUUCCUAUGGAGAAGAACGAGCAAGAAACUCCAUAGGUUACUCUUUUUCAAUCAGGUUCACAAUACAUUAAAUAAAUAAUUUAUAAUAUUUUAAAAUGAGCGUGGGAUCAAUUCUUAUUGCCAUAUUAAUAUGCUUCUCACCACAAGUGUCUAUGAAGAUAUAUGAUGGAUUAAGUUUUGGAGCUUAUUGUGUUAGGAAGCCAAGCAAAUGUCCAAGUGGCACCUCCAUAGUAUGUAAUAUUGGAAGUAAACAAUACCAAGAAGUAUGUACUAGCAUAAGCCCCCACGAUAAAGCAUAUUCGUCAAAGGAGCUAAAGAAUUUAGUGGUCAAAAUAAACAGGAAGCCAAUCACACCUGACUCUAAUUUAAGUUUACUUCGUUCCUUGGAUAAAACGUUAAAAGAAGCAACUGAGGUAUUGUAAAUUAAUUAUUUU